ACGGUUGGCGGGGAAUAAAGCAAUUGCUUUUUAGGUAAUGCACUAUUCAAUGCAAGGCGUAUAUCACUGUAGGCGAAUAGUUUAAACCGCAACCCGCAAUCCGCAACUUUCCCGACGUACCUAAUAUUUAACCAUCCACCCGCUCUCAAUUUAUCCCAAUUGACCCCAUACAAGAAUUUGUUCGUCGCACAUUCGGACAAGAUGGGUGGCGGUCCUAAAGUUCCCUACCCCAAGCAUGUAUGGUCUCCGGCCGGUGGUUGGUACACGCAACCGAGCAACUGGAAGGCGAAUACCGCGGUCUUCAUGGGUGUUAUUCUGGGCAUCACGGCCUUGACGUGGAAGCUCAGCGCCGACCGAGAGGUGCGAUAUAAGAUGCCGGAGCCGGAUCGAUUCUACCCUAGCCGAUACUGGACUAAGCAGAUAAGGGAGUACGAGGCGGCGCAGAAAGCAAAGAAGACCGAAGAAUCAUAGAGCUGGUAUUAUUGUUGGGGUGUACAUAUACCAUAUUCUAAGACGGGCAAUACCAGGCAUUGGGCUGAACUUCGGCGGAUAUAAGUGGUCAUCCCCCGUUGAUGCUCGUGACUCUUCGAAUGAUAGUGACCUAUGGGAGGCAUCCCUAGAAAGAAAGUCUCCCUUAAGAAGUCCCUUGCUUAAGGAGCCUUGCCAUUCGAUCCGUCCGAUAAGGCCUUUCAAUGUAAACCAGAAGUACGUAUUUGUUGAACAAACCGCUAUACCACUAAAAGGUUAUCUGGUAAUAGAUUUUAUUCUAUUAUGCUUUAUAUUUGUAUCGGAC
Daldinia vernicosa is the source of this 793-nucleotide messenger RNA. RefSeq lists its product as uncharacterized. The coding region runs from base 202 to 471 and encodes 89 amino acids. The record is from RefSeq and is a predicted model, not a curated record. Lineage: Eukaryota; Fungi; Ascomycota; Sordariomycetes; Xylariales; Hypoxylaceae. The transcript has 5 exons.